Messenger RNA from Brenthis ino (lesser marbled fritillary), 375 nucleotides. The record is from the annotation of a GenBank genome assembly. Lineage: Eukaryota; Metazoa; Arthropoda; Insecta; Lepidoptera; Nymphalidae.
AUGUCACGUCAUGGGGAGGGUUCUUCCACUGGAAAGCUAGGAGCUGCGAAGGAUUUAUCAAGCGAGCAUGUCUUAAGUGUCGCGCGUCGCGACGGAUGCGUGUGUGGGGCGCAGCACCCCGUGGGGCGCGUCGGUGGUUGGGGCGGGGUGUAUCGAUCUUCGCGGGGCGCUUGCGCCGCGGCUCGUGCGGGCGGCGGUGGGCCUCGCGACUACUCGCAGUGUCACCCGCGCAGUCCGCAGCUGGCCGCCAGGCGAGCGACUGCUUCCGCGACUGUCCGCCCUCAUCACACCGCAACGUUUGACAUUUCAGACGCAGCGCGCGACAAUAUUACAACCUCAAACCGUUUGUCUUCUCACAAGGAAUUGCUUUACUGC